AUGAAGUUUUACUCGUUCAUUUUCUUGCGAUUCCUGUGCUCUGUUGUUUGCACACAUACCGAGGUGUAUUCUCUGAGCUUUGAUGGAGUGACUUUGUUGUCGCUCCAGGAGCACUGGGAUUCGGUGCCUCCUUCCAUAAGCACAAGCUGGAAUCAUUCUGAUUCCACUCCUUGCUCAUGGGUAGGAAUCGGAUGUGACAAGAAUUCCCACAAUGUUUUAUCCUUAAAUCUCUCUGGUUAUGGAAUCUCUGGUCAAAUUGGACCUGAAAUUGGCCACUUGAAGCGUUUGCAGACUCUUGAUUUGAGCUCAAACAGCUUCUUUGGCUCGCUUCCCCAGGAGUUGAGCAACUGUAGUCUUCUUGAGAGCCUCACUCUGGACUACAACACACUAUCGGGAGAGAUACCAGAAACCUUGCAGAAUUUAAGGAUUUUAAGCUUGUUUAGCAAUUCUCUGUCUGGUGAAAUUCCCAACUCCUUGUUUCAAAUUCCAAGCUUAGAACAAGUGUAUCUGAGCCUCAACAACUUGAAUGGUUCCAUUCCUUUAAGUAUUGGGAACAUGAGCAAUGUUGUGAUGUUGUAUCUACAUGGUAACAAGUUUUCCGGGUCAAUUCCUUGGUCAAUAGGAAACUGUAGUAAAUUAGAGGAACUUAUUCUUAGUGAUAACCAAUUGAUGGGAGUUUUACCCUCGAGCUUGAGCAACCUCGAGAACCUUACUUAUUUACAGGUAGUCAACAAUCACCUUGUCGGUAGAAUUCCUUGGGAACUGGGUAAUUGUAAGAGCCUAGUUGGUCUUGAUUUGUCACUAAAUAGUUUUAAUGGAGGCCUUCCUCCAAGUUUGGGCAACUGUAGCAGUUUAUCAGGGAUUUCUGCUGUCCGGAGUAACUUAACGGGCAAUAUCCCAUCUUCUUUUGGCCAACUGGAUAAGCUAGAAUUUCUAUACCUUGCGGAGAACAAUUUCAGUGGUAAAAUACCUGCUGAACUUGGAAGCUGUAAAGCCUUGAAAGAACUACAGUUGUAUGCAAACCAACUUGGAGGGAAAAUUCCCAGUGAGUUGCGUUUUCUGUCUGAGUUGCAAGACCUUGAACUGUUUGACAACCGUUUAGCCGGCGAAAUACCGCUUAGUAUAUGGAAGAUUCCCAGUCUCGAGCAGGUCCUUGUGAAUAAUAACUGUCUUUCUAGUGAGCUACCCUUGGAGCUGAAGCAACUGAAAAAUGUUUCACUAUUUAACAAUCAAUUCUCUGGUGUCAUGCCUCCAAAUCUGGGGAUUAACAGCAGCUUAGAGGAGUUAGACCUCACGGCAAAUAAGUUCAGCGGUGAAAUCCCUCUAAAUCUUUGCUUCAGAAAGCAAUUGAGGGUGCUGAAUUUGGGUUUUAAUCGAUUUGAAGGUAGCAUACCUUCACAAGUGGGAAGCUGUUCGACUCUAUGGAGACUGAUCCUCAAGCAGAACAAACUCACAGGGGUUCUUCCAGAGUUUGGAAAGAAUCCAAACCUUUCAUUCAUGGACAUCAGCAUGAACAGCAUCGGUGGGGCAAUUCCACCGAGCUUGGGAAAUUGUAUUAACCUUACGUCCAUUAAUCUGUCCACGAACAAGUUUACAGGAUUGAUUCCUUCAGAGCUAGGGAAUCUUGCUCAUCUUGAGACUCUGAUUCUUUCUUACAACAACUUGGUGGGUUCUUUGCCAUCGCAGCUUGCAAAUUGCACACGCUUAGGUGUGUUUGAUGCCGGAUACAAUUCAUUGAAUGGUUCUAUUCCGUCAAGUUUAAAGAGCUGGACCGGUUUAUCCACAUUGAUUUUGAGUGAAAACCAUUUUACUGGCGGUAUUCCAACGUUCUUGUCUCAGUUUGAAAAGCUCAGGUUAGAACUUGGUGGAAAUCUUCUGGGAGGAGAGAUUCCUGCAACUAUUGGAUCAUUUGAAAAUCCAUUUUAUUUGAUGAAUCUCAGCAAUAACAGGUUGACUGGGAAGAUUCCAGUAGAGAUAGGAGAGAUCAAGCUCGAGCGAUUGGAUAUAUCUCAUAACAGCUUGACAGGAAGUUUAAGCCCUCUUGAGGACAUACUCUCAUUGUUGGAAGUCAAUAUCUCAUACAAUGAUUUCACGGGUGCUGUACCAGAAAAAUUGCUGAAGCUGCUGCGUUCUUCUCCAACAUCAUUUUGGGGGAAUUCUGGUUUAUGUGUCAAUUGCCUUGCAUCAAAUGGCUCUACUUGCAGCGGAAACGACAUUUUACAGCCUUGUGCCCGUCCAUCAAGCAGAGGGAAUGGCUUAAGCAGAGUACAAAUUGUAAUGAUUGUCCUUGGAUCCAUUGUUGUUCUUGUUAUUAUUUCCGGGCUGCUUUGUAUGCUUUCCUUAUCCAGAAGAUCAAAGCAGAAAAUAAAGAUCUCAGCACCAGAAGGGCCAUCUUCCUUACUCAGCAAAGUGAUGGAAGCUACAGAAAAUCUGAACGAUCGGUAUGUAAUAGGGAGAGGUGCCCAUGGUACUGUUUAUAAAGCUUCCCUUGGUCCAGAUGAAAUUUUUGCUGUAAAGAAGCUUGUGAAUGUGGGAACUAAUGGGGCAAGUCUCAGUAUGAUAAGGGAAAUUGAAACUCUAGGGAAGAUCAGGCACCGGAAUCUGGUCAAGCUGGAAGACUUCUGGUUAAGAAAGGACUAUGGUUUAAUCUUGUAUCAGUACAUGCAAAAUGGCAGCCUGCAUGAUGUUUUACACGAAAUGAAUCCACCACCGACGCUGGAGUGGAGUGUUCGCUAUAAUAUAGCUAUUGGAACUGCACAUGGACUGGCCUAUCUCCAUUUUGACUGUGAUCCUGCUAUAGUACAUCGAGACAUCAAACCGAAGAACAUACUCUUGGAUUCUGAGAUGGAGCCGCAUAUUGCUGAUUUUGGAAUCGCGAAACUUUUGGAUCAGUCUUCCUCUUCAACACUGUCUAUCUCCGUUCUUGGAACCAUUGGAUACAUUGCACCAGAGAUUGCGUUUACAACAAUGAGGGGUAAGGAAUCUGAUGUUUACAGUUACGGGGUUGUUUUGCUUGAGCUAAUAACCAGAAAGAUGGCAGUUGAUCCAAGAUUUACCGAGGAUGCUGAUAUUGUGGGGUGGGUUAGAUCUUUGUGGAGCAAUGCAGCAAAUAUCAACGAGAUUCUUGAUCCAGACCUUGAAGGCGAAUUGUUGGAUUCGACAAUUAAGGAACAAGUAGUUGAUGUUCUUCUUGUGGCCUUGAGAUGUACUGAAAAUGAUCCGAGCAAAAGACCCACGAUGAGAGAUGUUGUCAAACAACUAUUAGAUGCUUGCCCUCGCCCCCACACAAAGCUUAUAAGGCGAGCUUGACGGCAAGAACCACCCGUAGUCGUAGAGUAAGGAUGAAACUUGGCCCUAGCAAUCCGACAGUGCCUCAUGAAUAUGUAACUCUCCCAAGCUCAAAGAGAACUUUG
This is a messenger RNA of Morus notabilis, 3413 nucleotides long. RefSeq names its product receptor-like protein kinase. The record is from RefSeq and is a predicted model, not a curated record. Gene Ontology annotation, molecular function: receptor serine/threonine kinase binding; protein kinase activity; ATP binding. Lineage: Eukaryota; Viridiplantae; Streptophyta; Magnoliopsida; Rosales; Moraceae. Gene Ontology annotation, biological process: protein phosphorylation.